AUGCUGGAGAUUGUGUCAUUGGAAGGGCUUAGACCCGGUGACGCUGUGGUUCCAGAUGCUAUACCCAGGGACGGUGCGGUUUCCUACGACGGACCCACAAAUGCUGCGUUUCCUGAUGUUGGACCCGAAUAUGCUGCAGUUCCCGAUGACGGAUACGGGGAUGCUGCGGUUCCCUAUGAUGGACUCGCUGACACUGCGGUUCCUGAUGACGGACCCCCUGACGCUGUAGUUCCCGAUGACGCACCCGCUGACGUUGUAUUUCCCGAUGAUGGACCCACUGAUGUGGCGGUUUCCGAUGACGGACCCGGGGGUGCUGCGGUUCCCGAUGACGGACCCGGUGAUGCGGCGGUUCCCGACGACGGACCCGAGGAUGCUGCGGUUCCCGACGACAGACCCGGGGAUGCUGCCGUGUUCGAUGACAAACCCGGAAAUGCUGCGGUUCUUUAUGAUGGACCCGGGGAUGCCACGGUUCUCGUUGACGGAUACGGGGAUGCCGCGGUUCCCGAUGACGGACCCGAAGAUGCUGCUGUUCCCGAUGACGGGCCCGAGGAUGCUGUGGUUUCCGAUGAUGGACCCGAGGAUGCUGUGGUUUCCGAUGAUGAACCCGAGGAUCCUGUGGUUCCCGAUGACGGAUCCGGGGAUGCUGCGGUUCCCGAUGACGGAUCCGGGGAUGCUGCGGUUCCCGAUGACGGAUCCGGGGAUGCUGUGGUUUCCGAUGACGGAUCUGGGGAUGCUGCGGUUCCCCAUAACGAACCCGGGGAUGCUGCGGUUCCAGAUGAUGGACCCGGGGAUGCUGCGGUUUCAGAUGACGGACCGGUACAUGCUGCAGUUCCCGAUGACGGAACGGCCCAUGCUGCAGUUCCCGAUGACGGACCGGCACAUGCUGUGGUUCCCAAUGAUGGACACGGAGGUUCAUCGUUUUCCAAUGACACACCCGGGAACGCUGCGAUACAUGGUUACAUACCCGGGAGUGCUGCAGUUAGCUGCGACGUACCUGAAGACGCUGCAGUUCCCGAUGACGCACCUGAAAACACUGUAGCUCUCGAUGACGUAGCUGGACACGCUGCGUUUCUCAAUGACGUAGCUAAAGACGCUGCAGUUCCCCAUGACGUAGCUAAAGACGCUGCAGUUCCCCAUGACGUAACUGACGACGCUGCAGUUCCCAAUGGCGUAGCCGGAGACGUUGUUGUGCCCGAUGACGUACCCAGGGACGCUGCAGUUCCUGAUGAGAGACCCAGAGAUGCUGCGAUUCCCACUGAUGUACUUGAAGCAGCUGCGGUUGCCGAUGACAGACCCGAAGAUACUGCGGUUCAUGUUGUUCCACAGAAAGACGCUGCCGUUCCCGACCACGGAUACGAUGCAGUUCCAAAUUAUAAAGGUGGUGAAGAGGCAGUUACUCAUCCAAGAGACGGGGACGAUGCAGUUCUCGAUCCCAGAGACGGGCACACUUAG
Messenger RNA from Rhipicephalus microplus (southern cattle tick), 1452 nucleotides. Its product is annotated as acidic repeat-containing protein-like. NCBI's taxonomy places the organism in Eukaryota, Metazoa, Arthropoda, Arachnida, Ixodida, Ixodidae. The record is from RefSeq and is a predicted model, not a curated record.